Messenger RNA from Lottia gigantea (owl limpet), 240 nucleotides. RefSeq lists its product as hypothetical. The transcript has 2 exons. The record is from RefSeq and is a predicted model, not a curated record. The annotation marks the transcript as partial. NCBI's taxonomy places the organism in Eukaryota, Metazoa, Mollusca, Gastropoda, Lottiidae.
AAUAACAGGUCAGUGAUGCCCUUAGAUGUCCGGGGCCGCACGCGCGCUACACUGAAGACGAAAGCGCGAGUGCCUACGUCUCGCCUACUGCGGGUUAACCGUGCCAAUCGUCUUCGUGCUGGGGAUCGGGGCUUGCAACUCAGCCCCGUGAACGAGGAAUUCCGAGUAGGCGUCCGUCAUCAGCUGGCGCCGAUUAAGUCCCUGCCUUUUGUACACACCGCCCGUCGCUACCUCCGAUAG